This is a messenger RNA of Fukomys damarensis (Damara mole-rat), 1106 nucleotides long. It is a transcript of the gene Luzp4, whose product is annotated as leucine zipper protein 4. The record is from RefSeq and is a predicted model, not a curated record. Lineage: Eukaryota; Metazoa; Chordata; Mammalia; Rodentia; Bathyergidae. The transcript is spliced from 8 exons. Bases 68 to 1105 code for a protein of 345 amino acids.
AGAUAAGGAGUUCUCCGCUACACCAGUCCUAAGAGGAGGCCUGUGCUUGGCGUGUCCUUCUGAGGAGAUGGCUUCCAGAUCAUUCCUAACGGCUCCAAAGAAAGGGAUGACAGAGUUUUUGAGCAGAGGAAAUCUGUCCCUUCUAGAUAUGUCUCUAGAUGACAUUAUACUCCUUAAAAACGUAGGAGACAGCAACACUGACAAGAAAGAGGACAAGACUGAGUAUGAUAUAAAAAUGCCAGGAGCUUCAGGAGAGCAAUCAAAUGCUCAUAAGGAUCACUGGAAGAGAGGUGAUGAAAGAAACGCUGAGGAAACAAUGGAAGACAAUUCUCUAUCUGAAUCUGAACAAAGCCCUCCAAACCAGGAGCCUUUAAAAGAGCAGGAGAAAUACAACGUUGGUUAUAAGGCCCAAUCGGAAGCAAAAGAGCAUCAGCCAAAAGGAAAUCAAGACAACUUAGAGAGAUCUCAUGGUCAAUCCAAGAGAUCUCGUAGUAAAUCCGAGAGAUCUCAUGACCACUCAAAGAGAUCUCAUGGCAGUUCAGAAAGAUCUCAUGCCCACUCAGAGAGAUAUCAUGGCCGUUCAGAGAGAUCUCAUGCCCACUCAGAGAGAUAUCAUGGCCACUCAGGGAGAUCUCAUGGUCGCUCAGGGAGAUCUCAUCAUCACUCGAGGAGAUCUCCUGAUCAAUCAGAGAGAUCUUAUCGCAAGUCAGAGAGAUAUCGAAGACACUUUCCAGGAGGAGGAUUCAAAACAUCAUUCGAAAGUGAUUCUCAAUUUGACGGAGAUUUUUCAAUAAAAAGAAAAAAUGACUACUUUUAUGAAAAGAAGCUUCAAAAAAAUGAUCCACUGGAAAUGCAUCGAGUGAUAACUCCAGAAGAUGAGCAUAACUCCUAUGAAACCGAAAGAAGCUAUACAAGACACGUGAGUCGUGGACAGGAAAUCUUAUUUCUAAAGAAUAGAUAUACUGGGGAGGGUUCUCUGUACCAGCCCAAAGGAGUAUACCUGAAUUUCAACUUUCAAGCACUGGGAAAUCAGACUAAGCUUUCACUCAAUGCCAGAUUCUCUAAACUGAGAUUUAUGAGAAAACCAGUUUCCUUCAACUCCUGAA